Closterium sp. Yama58-4 is the source of this 858-nucleotide messenger RNA. The record is from the annotation of a GenBank genome assembly. NCBI's taxonomy places the organism in Eukaryota, Viridiplantae, Streptophyta, Zygnematophyceae, Desmidiales, Closteriaceae.
AUGAUACGGAAUGGAAUGCUCUUCACCCUGCUGCCUGCUGCCUUCACCCUGCUGCCUGCUGCCUUCACCCUGCUGCCUGCUGCCUUCACCCUGCUGCCUGCUGCCUUCACCCUGCUGCCUGCUGCCUUCACCCUGCUGCCUGCUGCCUUCACCCUGCUGCCUGCUGCCUUCACCCUGCUGCCUGCUGCCUUCACCCUGCUGCCUGCUGCCUUCACCCUGCUGCCUGCUGCCUUCACCCUGCUGCCUGCUGCCUUCACCCUGCUGCCUGCUGCCUUCACCCUGCUGCCUGCUGCCUUCACCCUGCUGCCUGCUGCCUUCACCCUGCUGCCUGCUGCCUUCACCCUGCUGCCUGCUGCCUUCACCCUGCUGCCUGCUGCCUUCACCCUGCUGCCUGCUGCCUUCACCCUGCUGCCUGCUGCCUUCACCCUGCUGCCUGCUGCCUGCCUGCCUCCUGCUGCCUGGCGCGCAGAUAGUGCAGCGGCUGGUGAGACGGUGAGGCCACACAUGUGCUCUCUCCUGACCUGUUUCUCACCCAUGCUCUUCUCCUCUCUCUUCUCUUCCAAACCAACAAUCCCCCGCACUCCCUUCCUCCCCGCAGGUGCGCGAGAUAGUGCAGCGGCUGCGCCUGUUCACACACUCACAUCCGCAAGAACGAGUGACUGGAGCCACUCGAACCUGAUUUCCGACACGUCAGCGAACGGCGAUUCCAGCGAUGACAAGGAUUACAGCGAUGCUGACGAGGACGAGCGCAGCGUCUUCGGCGGCAAAUCACGCGCCGCCCAGUCAAGCGUCUUGCCAGGACACGCUCUCUUCCAUCUGCACGAGCGGAUCACGGAGGCAGGUGGCGACAUGCCAUAG